This is a messenger RNA of Populus nigra (black poplar), 685 nucleotides long. Its product is annotated as large ribosomal subunit protein eL22z-like. Gene Ontology annotation, molecular function: RNA binding; structural constituent of ribosome. The record is from RefSeq and is a predicted model, not a curated record. Gene Ontology annotation, biological process: cytoplasmic translation. NCBI's taxonomy places the organism in Eukaryota, Viridiplantae, Streptophyta, Magnoliopsida, Malpighiales, Salicaceae. Bases 170 to 544 code for a protein of 124 amino acids. The transcript has 3 exons. Gene Ontology annotation, cellular component: ribosome.
UAAGAACCGAAAUGGAAUGUUGAACAAUUUAUAAGGGCCAAGCCGCAGCUUAGAGUAGAAAAUAGAAAGCCACCCUUAUAAACCAAACCCUAGUCUCACCCUCUCUUUUUCUAGUAGACGGCCGCUCCAUCUCUCUCGCCUGCACAAUCUCCACCGGGAGUAAUCGAAGAUGAGUAAGGCAACUGCACCAGGACCCAAAGGGAAGAAGAAGGGUGCGACCUUCACAAUAGAUUGUGCAAAGCCAGUGGAGGAUAAGAUUAUGGACAUUGCUUCAUUGGAAAAGUUUCUUCAAGAGAGGAUCAAAGUUGGAGGCAAAGCUGGUGCCCUUGGUGAUACUGUUACUGUUACUCGUGAGAAGAACAAGAUUACUGUUACUUCUGAUAGUAACUUCUCCAAAAGAUAUCUCAAGUACUUGACAAAGAAGUAUUUGAAGAAACACAAUGUCAGGGAUUGGCUACGAGUGAUUGCAUCCAACAAAGAUCGCAAUGUGUACGAGUUGAGAUACUUCAACAUUGCUGAGAACGAGGGAGAGGAGGAAGACUGAAAUUUAGGUCUCAUAGCCUCGAUCAUGUUGUUUCCUCAAUCGAACCCCCUCCAUUUUUUUUGUUUGAUCAAGUGAUGUUUUGUAAAACAUUUACCAAGUUAAUGUUUUAUAAUUUUAUUACCGGAAUUGGUUCUUUUGCAA